AUGUUGACCGGAAGUUCUGAGUGCACCCCCACGGCCAUCACUAUUUCCUCUGCCAACACCGGUCCAAACACACUCACGAGUGCGCAUCACUUCGUGUCGCUUAAGUUGACACACCGGAAUUACCUGUAUUGGCGAACGCAAGUUAUACCGUUCCUACGAGGCCAAGGCCUCCUUGGCUUUGUCGAUGGUACGCGGUCGUGCCCAUCCCCGCAGAUCGACAUUCCGGCUGGCGACAAUCCAGGCGAUGCCGCCUCCUCCACCGAGAAUCUAGCGUACGGAGUGUGGGUGCAGCUGGACGCAUCUAUCUUCUUGUUACUGAUUUCCUCCCUCUCAGAGGAAGUCAUGUAUCUGGCUCUUGGUCGGAUAACCUCACGAGGCGUAUGGCUGGCGGCGGAGACAGCUCUCGGGUCAUCGACGGAAGUCCGGAGUCUCAAUCUGUUUGGGCAGAUUCAGACCUUGCGUCAAGGUGAUAGUUCCACGGAGGAGUACUUGGGCCGUGCACAACGCUUGGUCGAGGACCUUGCACUGGCCGGACGGGUUCUAACUCUAACCGAGCAAAAUCUGUACGUAUUCCGUGGGUUGCGGCCGGAGUUCCGGGCAGUCGCAUCCUCACUGGCGAUCGCGGGCAGAUCGGUUUCGAUCCCGCAACUUGCAGAUUACCUCCAGGCGCAACAAUUUAUCCACGCUGAUGAUUAUCCGACUUACCAACCGGCGACGCAGAGCGGAGUUCCAGCAGCAUUGUACGCCGGUCGGGGCAGACGCCAGCAAGGAGACGGUGGCCGGCAGUCUCGUGGUGGAGGUGGACGUGGUGGCAAUCAACGCGGCGGUCGCGGCGGGCGUGGCCGGAACGGCGGAUUGCGCUGCUAG
This is a messenger RNA of Ipomoea nil (Japanese morning glory), 867 nucleotides long. RefSeq lists its product as uncharacterized. The record is from RefSeq and is a predicted model, not a curated record. Bases 1 to 867 code for a protein of 288 amino acids. The transcript has a single exon. NCBI's taxonomy places the organism in Eukaryota, Viridiplantae, Streptophyta, Magnoliopsida, Solanales, Convolvulaceae.